This is a messenger RNA of Haliotis rufescens (red abalone), 924 nucleotides long. Its product is annotated as spidroin-2-like. The transcript has a single exon. NCBI's taxonomy places the organism in Eukaryota, Metazoa, Mollusca, Gastropoda, Lepetellida, Haliotidae. Bases 1 to 924 code for a protein of 307 amino acids. The record is from RefSeq and is a predicted model, not a curated record.
AUGCUAAAGGGCUUUACAGGAUGCUACAGAGUUAUACAGGAUCCUACAGGGUUGUACAAGGUCCUACAGGGCCCUUCAAGGUUCUACAAGGUUCUCCAGGGUCCUACAGGGUUGUAUAGGGUUGUACAGGGUCCUACAGGGUUGUACAAGGUCCUACAGGGUCCUACAGGGUUGUACAAGGUCCUACAGGGUUGUACAGGGUUGUACAGGGUCCUACAGGGUUAUACAGGGUCGUACAUGGUUGUACAGGGUCCUUCAAAGUCCUACAGGGUUGUACAGGGUCCUACAGGGUUGUACAAGGUCCUUCAAGGUCCUACAGGGUUGUACAGGGUCCUACAGGGUUGUACAAGGUCCUACAGGGCUGUACAGGGUCCUACAGGGUUGUACAGGGUCCUUCAAGGUCCUACAGGGUUGUACAAGGUCCUUCAGGGUUGUACAGGGUUGCAUAGGGUCCUACAGGGUCCUACAGGGUCCUUCAGGGUUCUACAGGGUCCUUCAAGGUCCUACAGGGUUGUACAGGGUUCUACAAGGUCUUUCAGGGUUGUACAGGGUUGUACAGGGUACUACAGGGUUGUACAGGGUCCUACAGGGUUGUACAGGGUCCUUCAAGGUCCUACAGGGUUGUACAAGGUCCUUCAAGGUUGUACAGGGUUGCAUAGGGUCCUUCAGGGUCAAACAGGGUCCUACAGGGUCCUUCAGGGUUCUACAGGGUCCUACAGGGUUGUACAGGGUCCUACAGGGUCCUUCAGGGUUAUACAGGGUCCUACAGGGUCCUACAGGGUUGUACAGGGUCCUUCAGGGUUCUACAGGGUCCUUCAUGGUUCUACAGGGUCCUUCAGGGUUCUACAGGGUUGCAUAGGGUCCUACAGGGUUGUACAGAAAGUAAACAUAUAUCUGUUAAUCAACUGGGAUUUAUUUGAGUGA